AUGCAUCUUCUGUUUCUGAUCAUUGCUGUGGCUGGGGUUGCCAGAAGCAACCCAGUGACCCAACCCAGUAUUCAGCCUUUGACCCCAUCUCCUACACCAUCCCCAGCUAUGGUUGAGAUUGGAGAAGCAGCCCUCCUGAGACCAAUUGGGCACCAAAUGCCACUCAACACCACUCCUCUCCCACUCAUGGACCAUGGUGCCAAUUUUUUUCAUGAUAAGCCAGUGAGCCUGGAAGCCAACAGACAAAUCCCUGCUGUAGCACCACAGCCCCAAGCAGCCCUUCUCAACAUCACAAGGGACAAUUCUAGCAUGGAAGAGAUGAAGCGACCAAGGAGACAGGCCUCUGGCUGUUCAGACCCCUGUGCCUCCACUUCUGACCCCUGUGCCUCCACUUCAGAUGCCUGUGCCACUUCUGACCCCUGUGCCUCCACUUCAGAUGCCUGUGCCACUUCUGACCCAUGUGCCUCCACUUCAGAUGCCUGUGCCACUUCUGAUCCCUGUGCCUCCACCUCAGAUGCCUGUGCCACUUCUGACCCAUGUGCCUCCACCUCAGAUGCCUGUGCCACUUCUGACCCUGUGCCUCCACCUCAGAUGCCUGUGCCACUUCUGAUCCUUAUGGAGCCCCAAGAGUUGUGCAUCCACAAGACUCCUUUCUGUGUUGAAAAAGAGAACUUGGCUUCCCAGGAGGUGAGAAAGGCCAACAAGAACUUCCACCCUCAGGACCCAUACCUGGUGUUUGAAGACAUUGAAAAUCAAAUUCCUCCAACAACAACAGUCAAAAGCAGGCCCAGAAAUGUACCCCGCAUCAGGCAAAGGAAUUAUUUGCAUGAAAGGAUUCAACACAAACUGCACAGCAAACUGCGACUUCAGGCCAAAUGAAAGCAAAUAUUUACAAACUCAUCAAUCACACUUAGGAAGCAGAUCCUUUUCCCACCCCAUCUCCAAAAUGAUAAUUGAAGAGAUAACAGGACUUUUUGAGGGGAUGUAUAAAAGCCUCACUUGUACCCAAUGGAAUCAUUAUCAAGUAUUAAUAUUCAGGAAAAAUAAGGCAUGGGCUUGUCAACUGUUGUCAUUCUGGUUUUCACAUUUACCACAGCACUUGGAGUUGUCAAUGUGAAUAUUCCCAAAGUCCCAUCACAGCUGGCAACUGCUGAAUUUAUAAAACCUUCAAGGCCAUCAAGACUCCAAACAAGUUCAGCUCCCCAGAAGAAACCAUCAAGUCAUCAAAUAUCUAAAGGCUUAGAUCAUCAAAAGCCAUCAGGGUUGCCACAAGCUCUACAAAGACCAACAGGAAAUAACAUCCCUGCAGCUGCUCAGAAGCUCACAGCCCAAAAUUUCCCUCAAGUGACCCUAACCAAGUUGAUAAAGUUGGAAAGGUUGGACCAAACCCAGGGCAAAGGACAUGCUAGGGUGAAGAGACAGUGUUGUUCAUCCAAAAAAUCCAGCAGUGGAUGUGGUUCCAGUAAUUCAUGCCAAAAGUCCUCAUCAUCAAAAAAAUGUGGAUGCUGAAUAUGAUUCCCCUGCUCCAAGACCUUUUCUCCUGACACAUUACAAUAAUAAACUGCAUAUACACUUCAGCAAGGCCUUGUUAUUUCAUGAAAAAGUUCCUCAUUGGGUUUCUGUUUCUUCUUUUUUUAUUUGAGAGCAGGGGGGGGGGAAAGAAAAUAUGCCUAGACUAUAAAUAAGCUAGGGUAUCAAGGAACUGCUUGCUAAGACUCUCUGAAUGUUCCUGGCAUUCAGACACUUGACUUCAAGAAAAGUGUCAUCAUGAAAAUUCUCUUGGUGGCAUUGUUUGUUUCCUUGUCUGUCCACCUCACAGCAUCUUCCAAGGACCAGACUAGUGACCAAAUAAUUAAGUUACCAGUGCCAAGGUUGGCUUUGGCACUCCAGUCCCAAAACAUCAAUGGCACAGAGGUCUGGUCAGUGGACAAACAAAUACCUAUACAAGGACCAAGACUCAAAAGAGAGGGGGAGGAAACUAGCAGAAAGAUGAAGAAGAAGAAGAAGCAGAAACCCAAGCAAAGGAGACCCACAUUCAGGAUGAGGAAGCCUUCAAGAAGACCAAAAAAGAAACCUGCUCCCAAGAAGAAGAAGCUUGGGAAGCCCACAAAGAAGAAUGGUGCAAGAAAACAGUGACAUUUUUGUCUUUCUGAAUGUUCCUCUCUUGGAAAAAAAGCAUUCUUGUUGUUCUUGGAUGAAAUAACAGAGAAAUAAAUCACACUUUCAACUCUUCAAAAA
Molecule: messenger RNA, 2238 nt
Organism: Notodromas monacha
Lineage: Eukaryota; Metazoa; Arthropoda; Ostracoda; Podocopida; Cyprididae
Source: the annotation of a GenBank genome assembly